UGACUGCCUGCGUCACUCAGGCACAGCUCAGGGAGGGCUUUAUAAAAAGCAGGUGCCGCAUCCUGCUCUUGAGGACAAGACUGGACUAGGGAACAGCUCUGUCCCUCUCAGCCUUAGAACCAAGGAGCUUCCGGGGGAACCUCUGCCAUGCAGCUGGUGGCCAGGCUGAUCGCUGUUCUGUUGCUGGUGUGGAGCAUGAGAGCAUCCGCCUUGCCUGGGGAGGAUAAGUUUUCUGUACAGAGCAGCAGGGAGCAAACCAAAGCCCGAAAAGGUCUGAUCCUGAAAAUGCUGGCAGAUCUACUGGAUGGGGUGGACGUGAGCCGUGAUGGGACGGCUUCCUCCGAUGCGGAAGACCUGUUCGAAAGCAACCUGGAGGAAGAGCCCUCUGUGUUGGGGAGGUUACCCCAGCUCACCCAGAGGGAUCGCAAAGCCCCCUGUAAAAACUUCUUCUGGAAAACGUUCACUGCCUGCUAACACCACCAGCACCAAGCACUCAUUCCCCAGCCUUCCCCUUGUAUUUACUCAUGGAUCUGGGGGAGGGGGGCUCCGACUCUUCUCUCACUGUGUAGGGUUGCCAACUUGGUGGCAGGGGUGGGUGGGGAUUAAUAGGCCUGGCCUGCUCCCGUCUCUUUAACAGAAGUUUGAUCUGCAGCUCUUCCUCCUCCCCCCUAGUCCCUCUUUCCUUUUGUGCUAUGUAUUUAAAACUGUAAGCCUGAGGGCAGGGAUUGUCUUGUUUCAAUUAGUUCUAUGAAAGCUGUUCUUGGAAGACUUCUUGGCUGGACAAUGGGGUACAAACGCCCUAAAAAAAUAACAAUGAUAAUAAAUUGCGUCCAACAUUAACUCCACCCAGAGUAGAUCUGAUUUGCACUUUCCAAAACAAUGUGUGACCCGAAACACAGUCGUCUUUCAAAAUUUGCGCUUCCCUGAAUUUUGGAAAUGCAGUUCUCCAGCCAAGAAUUCUUGCAAAUAUGUUAUAUCGGGGCAAAGUGUGCAUUUAAAAAAUGUAUUGUGUUACUGAAAAAAGCAUAUAAAAACACUAUAAAAAUAUUAGGGGCAAUUCCUUUGCAAAAUGCUUAUAUCAGGCAAAACCAUGUACAAAAAAAUGUGUAUAUCAGAAGAAAUUUGCACCCAAAUGCUGUUGAAUGUUCACGGAAACUUGUAGUGUGCUCAACAUAAACUAAUGUGGCAAAUGGAACACAAGAAAAAUAAGAAACAGUGAGAAACUGAAAUUGACAAUUUCACCCAUUCCUCAGGCUAAAAUUAUUAUUUGAUUGUAAUUACGGUAAUCAUGCAACCCAAGGACUGUAGGCCCCUAGCCAUAGAAACGUAAGGGAAAGUAAUGCAUUUGCAGAAAUUGUUUCCCUCCACUGAACGAAGAAAGAAACCUUUCUGGCUGCUGAUGUCCCAUCAGAGUUGCCAACUUUGUUACCAAACUAUGCUCCUCUGCCUUUAACCAUUGUUUGAUGUGCAGGCAUUGGUAUAUAGCACUGCUUAUCUCCAUGCUGCAAAAAGCUUUCACCCGCUGCUUUCUGCAAAUCAACAGGUGCUGUUAAAGGCAUAGGAGCAUUCCAGAUUAUUUCCCCCCAUGAGUUGGCAACGUUAUCUUCUACACGGCUCCUCAAUUCCCACAUCUGGGAUAAAUCACUGGACUAGGGGUAUUCAGGAUUUGUGGGUUGCAGUCAACUUUUACUUAGAGUAGACCCACUGGAAUGUAAAAGCAUGAAUAAAGCCACAUUCACAUAUUUGAAGCACUAUGAUACCACUUUAAGCAGUCAUGGCUUCCCGCAAAGAAUUCUGGGAGCUGUGGUUUGUUAAGGGUACUGAAGGUUGUUAGGAGACCCCUAUUCCCUUCUUGGAUCUACAAUUCCUAGAGUGGUUUAACAAUCAAGAGGGAACUCUGCAAACUGCAGCUCUGGGAGGGGAAGAGGGGUCUGCUAACAACCCUCAAUUCCCUUAACAAACUACAACUCCCAGGAUUCUUUCGGGGAGGCCAAUGACUGUUUAAAGUGGUAUGAUACUGUUAUGAUAUGAAGGUGGCCUAAUUUAGGUCCAUGCAUUUCAGUAAGUGUACACCAAACAAAAUUUAAAGACGUCCCACUAUUUUUAAUAGAAAUCCAUAGAUGAGGGUGUGUACUUUUGUGACAGAGACUGGAAUGGAUUUCUUUUAGCUGGCAUGGAGCAGAUUGGGGGUUGUUGCUGGGGGCCUUUGCAACACAGAGCGGAAAAUAACCGACCACAUGUCAGUCUCUGCAGAUCAAACAGGGCUGUUGAAAGGAACAUGGAAACAAGGGAGCAGUUGAGACAAUGGCUCUGCCCCACAUUGUGCAUCAUCUCUGGCCUCACUAAAUUAC
Molecule: messenger RNA, 2351 nt
Organism: Podarcis raffonei (Aeolian wall lizard)
Lineage: Eukaryota; Metazoa; Chordata; Lepidosauria; Squamata; Lacertidae
Product: somatostatin-2-like
Exons: 2
Coding region: 148-474 (108 amino acids)
Biological process (GO): regulation of cell migration
Cellular component (GO): extracellular region
Molecular function (GO): hormone activity
Source: RefSeq, a predicted model, not a curated record